CGAGCUCGUCGCUUGGCCGACAAGUAUCGUUCAGAUGCUUUCUAGAUCCUGCUAGAGCGCAGCUGGAUCGACAUAUUGGAUUCUGCGCCAGGGUUCACAAUGGACAAGAAGAAGAGAUACGUUGACAGGCUUACCGUGUAGAGUCGAGUUGACGCAGGCCCAGAAUUCGGUCUGAAAGGAAGAAGAUAAUCGUCCAAGAAAAUGUGUAAAUCGAGUCGAACGUAAAAAAUACAUUGAAAGAGAGAGAGGGAGAGAGAACGAUGAAUCGUUGGCAAGAAUCGAGCAGUUUUAAAUACAACUUUGCAGUCAAAGUGUUGCGAACGUUAAGGACGUAAACGAUAGCGAACCGAGGAGACGACGCAGGUAUUUCUGUCGCGGUAUAUUCUGGGAGCUAUGCGCUGCCAAGCCUCGUCGCCAUUUUCGAAAGGGUUGCAUUUUUCUUGCAAAAAACUAGACACGAUGAGUGGAGAACGUUCUUUCGAUCCAGUUCAAUUUCAUUGUCAGAGAAUUGAAAGUACAACUAAAGAUAAAUAAACUAAGGAACGACUUGUAUGUUUUACAAUAACGAUUGUAACGACUGUCGGCCAGCCUGCUUCGAGUAACUCGUCACUGCAGACAUUGAUAAAACUUGAUGAAAGGUAAAUGUUUGAGAGAAGCGUACCUUGGAGCAGACACUGCGACACGAUCCGGCGGCCAAAGAACAACAGGACAUCUCUGGAACAAAUAAAGCAGAAUUGAAUAGGAGAUCUGUCGGAAGGAUGCGAAAACAUGUGGCAACUAGAACUCGAGGAUCCCAUAGGCUAUAGACCUAGACGAUCCUUUCCUCGCAUUUUCCCUAGACACAAAACAGAUGCGUGUCCUGCGUUACGUCAAUUCGGAUAGAGAAAGGAUCUGCUUUUCUGCUACCGGAUGAGGAUACGUAAGGCAUGUCAAAGCUGGAGGACCAUCUCUCAAACUGCUUUCUUUGAUCGUGAAAAGGUUCAGUUGAUCGUGAAAACACAGGAGGUGUUGCUCGUUGAAAUGAAUUUGCUGACGAUUUACUUUCCGUGCAUGCACGCUUCAAGUAUUUGCCUCACGCACCCUUCGAACGAGCGAAAGGAAGGAGGAGGGACAGAGCGAGCAAGGGGAAAGACCAAAUAGUUCUGUGAAUAUUGCAUCCUCCGUCAAUCGUCGGCUGCAUGUCAAUGAACUAGCGUCGAACGGCAAACGGCAAACGGCAAACGGCAAACGGCGAACGGCGAACAGUGAAUAGCGAAGGAAGAGAAAUUGACGGUUUCGAAUUGGUGUAGGUGCACGCAUCGUGAGAAAUCGAAUUUCUCCAACAUUUGAAUUCUUUAUUUCUUUAGGUAAAAACGUUGGACUCCCUGAUUUCAUUGAAGCGUUGAUAACUGAUUGAAAGAUGAACCGAAACUGCCUUUCAAGCUUUCUAACUUUCUCAAGUAACUUUACAAGAAUUUGCUAUUUGGAUGCAACCUGCAUCCUCCAUCCUGCAUCAUCUUUCGAUCUAUCCGGUCCAACAGAAGUGCUUGGAUCAAGUUGAUGUUUGAUGAUUUAAACGAUUGCUAGAUAGAAGCUUACCGACAGCGUACAAGCAAGGUUGCAAGGUUGCAGGGGUGGCGCCUACGGCAAGGUCCGAAACGAACGAACAGUGGAGGGUUGUGGAGGGUUGUGGAGGGUUGACGCGGUGGGGUGUUGGAACGAGAAACGCUUCUCGUGAAAGUGUCGGGGUGGAUUGGCGCUAUCAUCAUAUGGAGGCAAACGGGGCGCCGUGUUAGGCAUUCCAGCCUGCACGGACGCCUUGGUGUUGCGAAACCCCAAGGAGUUGCGAAAUCUAUCAAUUUUCGAUCGGCAAGUGUUGAUUAUAUGUAAUAAAAAUGGCGGCGAGCAAACCACCGGAAAUGAAUUACACGUGUGAAAUUUGUGGCCUGGAGGGUUUCAACGACGAAGAGAUGAGGUCUCAUAUGGUUUUCUAUCAUCUACAAGGGGCUGCUAAUUGUCCGUUUUGCGAUUUAGGAGAAAUUUCGCCGACGGAAAUGUUGGCUCACGUUAAUAGUGCUCACCUUGAUUACUUAACACCAAGUACUCCAGAGAACGAUAUGAUGGCAUUCAUCGACGAUGAUUCCCUGGUGGAUGACCGUAGACACGAAGAAUGCCGUGGUCCUUGUCCUUCUCCAACCAUGUCUCCGAGCCCGCCUCUUCUUCAGAACGGUUGGAGCAGUUCGCUUAAUUCACGUAUUAAACAGCAGCCAGAAAUAGCAAAGUCUGAACCACAGAUUCCUAGUUCUAAUGUGAAUAACAACAACAAUAACAAUAACAUUGGGAAUGUUAAUAAUGUGAUAGAAGGCGCAGCUGGUCAUGGUUCUCCGUUGCGUUCAGGCCUAAAUCUGCAACUGCGUUCCCAUGCUUCGCCAAAACUUCCGGUUCAAGAGUGCCCCAUGUGCCCGUACAGUUCCGAUAGUCCGCUGAGGCUAGAGGAGCAUAUUAAUAGGCAACAUUUUGAUCUCACGUCGCCGUCCUUCCCACCUGAAUCACCACCGUCUCGCGAUAGCGUCUUUAACUGCCCUCUCUGCAUUACAUCUUUUCCAAAUUCUUCUGAUCUAGAAUUACACGUCAACAUAGAGCACAAAGAUAUUUUAAGUCCUGCAAAUGGUGCAGCUUCACAGGCUGCUCAAGCAACCAAUGGCGGCGAUACUCCUGCAUGUCCAGUUUGUUUCAGCACUUCGUUUAAAAAUAAUGACGAUCUAACAGCACACAUUGAAGAACAUUUUAGUAAAAAGUGUACUCCAUCUCCGAUAACUCCAGACUUAUCAACCGAUAGGAUGCUGGCAAAAGACAUGGAAAGACUGGAGAAGGAACUUGGAAAGUUACGCGAGCAACGGGAAUUUGAAAUGUUAAGGGCGCAAUAUGGGAUGGACAAUCAGGGCAAUUUUCGAGAACAAAGUGUUACUAAUAUGCAGCGGGCUGUGUAUUCUGGUGAAAUGACAAUUGCCGAUUAUUACGAAAGGCAAAGCGAACUCAGAGUAGCCGAAAGUAGCGGUAUCGACGACGGCAGUUCUUGUACACGAGGACUAGUGCCCAAGAUACGAGCUGUUAGUCAAGCGUGUAGUAAUGUAUUGAGCACCUGGAUGUGUUCUACCGUAGACCAUUAUGCCACUACUUACGGAGACAAAGGCUGGGGAUGUGGUUAUAGAAAUUUGCAAAUGUUAAUUUCUUCGCUUUUACAACAUACAGGGUAUAACGAAUUAGUUUAUAAAGCGUGGAAUUCUGGUUUGAGCGGUAGCAGUUCUGCUAAGCAUCCGCUUCGAAGUUCGAUACCAUCGAUCUCUAGACUUCAAAAAAUGAUCGAGUGGGCUUGGGCUCAAGGUUUCGAUACUCAAGGAGCGGAACAGUUGGGAGGAAAGCUAGUGAAUACUAGAAAAUGGAUUGGUCCCACAGAAGUAGUUAUAUUAUUAUCUAGUCUCAGAAUUAAGUGUCAGUUGGUAGAUUUUUAUAGACCAACCAACUCCGACGGCGGACAUCCUGAGAUGUUUAACUGGGUUUUACAAUACUUCCAACGGUGCGAUGAUUUCAAGCCCCCUCUUUAUUUGCAACAUCAAGGUCAUAGUAGAACAAUAAUAGGAGUAGAACAAUUAAGAGAUGGUUCAAUAACUAUGUUAGUACUUGAUCCAAGCCAUAGUCCAGCACAAAUGGCACAAUUUAACAGCACCAGUAGUGCACUCGGUGCGAUGCGUUUAGUACGAAAAUCGAUUGCAGCAAUGAAAGCAAGACAGUAUCAAGUUGUUGCUGUUACCGGUAUCAUGGAGACUGAUCUCGAGUAUCACGAAAGCAAAGUAUUAUGUUUGAUUCGCGUACCUCAAGAUAGGUGAGAUUUGCUGACCCGAACAAGAGUGAAAUCUUUUGGAAAGACGAUAGACUGCCUCAAACCAAUUUUUUCUGGCAUCCUUAAAGUUACAUGAUCGCAGUGUUAUAGGUUUUAUCAUUAGGAGAUUUGCUCCACCAUAGUAGUUGCAAAAUAAUAUUAUUUAACAAUAUAUUCUUGCAUUUUUUAGCCAUUAUAAAUGGAUUGGCUCCUCGAAUGAUAUAGAUACGUGUAAGUUCGUGUCGCGAUUAAGAGAUUCGAAGCUGAAAUUGAUUAAAUCGCGAGAAAACAGGAAACAGAAAACAGAAAACAGAAAACAGAAAACAAAUCUCUAUACAUAUACAUACAUAUAUCGCGCGUAAUGAUUCCCAUUUUAAUCGAUAAUCGGUUCUGAAAAUAUUCUAUUACACAUGACAUGUGUGCUCGGGAAAGAAAGUUACAGUUAGAAACUAUAUAAAUGAUUUAAAAAGAAAAAAAAUCAAUUUGAUCGUCGUUUCCUGUUCAUAAUAUUCUGCUCAAUUUUCGUCGCACCGAACAGGCUGUGCUAAUUUUUAGUCGACCAAUCGUCCCACGCCGGUCGGUUGCAUCAACGAAAAACCCAUGGCAGAGCUUGAAAAACGAGACUCUUUCGUAGCUGUGAUGCUGUUAUCGAUUUAACGCUAAUCAAUCGUCUGAUUACAAAUAUUUUUGAAGACACUCCAUAUGAUCGAAAUAUUAAAAGAAAGGCAUUGCCCGCGCUUAUCUUCUUUCACCUGUACUUAACAUUUGUAAUAAAUAUUCUUGUCAAAAUAUUGUCAAUUUUCAGUUGUCAAUUAUAAAAAAUACCAUUAGAAUUAAUACAUCGUAAUACGUACCAGAAUAAAAUUUUAUCUACCGUAUUUUUCUUAUCAUCGUUGCUUUUACAUCGCUUUGGAGUGUCUACAAGAAUAACAAACAUAUUUCCAUAUAUUCUAUAUACAUUUAUCUGUAUACUAUACACAUAUUUGCACACUCUUCGUUAUAUUACACUUUACUCACUCAUACAUCAAGUACAACUACUUUUCAUACUAAUUAUAAAUAUUCUAUUUGAUUGUUUCAUUAUUUUAAGGCUAUCCAUACUUAAACUUGUAAGUUGAAUUCAAUGCUGUGACUGAAAGAAAGCAAAACAAAACACUACAGUCCAUUACCUUGUUACAUUAUACGCUUAAGAAGAAGAAGAAGAAGAAGAAGAAGAAGAAGAAAAGAAGAAGUUAAGUGAUUUACAAAAUUAUUAUUAUUAUUACUAUAUCAUUACAAUCAUCAUUUAUAUCGAUAUCAUUAGUAUCACACUUCUCACUCAUCAUCGUCAUUAUUAUUAACAUUAUUAUUAUUAUUAUUAUUAUUAUUGUUGUUGUUGUUGUUGUUGUUGCUGUUGUUAUCGCAACACUUACUGUAUCUGAUAAAUGAUAAAUGAUAUUCACACAUACACACACCUACUACUAACAGUUGAAAAAUACUGAAAAUCAUUAGAGAAUUUAAUGUUCAUUACAAUGAAAAAACAUUAUCGUUUUAUGGCUUUAAAAAUUUAUCAAAUGUACUAAUCGAAUGAAAAUUCGUCUUUCUGCUCGGUAGGACCAGAUGCAAUAAUAAUAAUGACUGACAGCAAAGAUACGAUUAUCAUUUAUAUUGAAUUGUGCACAGAAAAAUUAAGAAUAUGUUCAACAUUUUGGAGUGUGGAGGCAAAUUAAGCCAUGGAAUUGUUAUGCAAGUGUAAAAAGAAUUUCACAUUAACCACAUGUCGAACUAAAAUAUAUGCUUUGUUAGAAUUCCCAA
This is a messenger RNA of Osmia bicornis bicornis, 5650 nucleotides long. Its product is annotated as zinc finger-containing ubiquitin peptidase 1-like. Gene Ontology annotation, cellular component: nucleus. The coding region runs from base 1875 to 3866 and encodes 663 amino acids. The record is from RefSeq and is a predicted model, not a curated record. Gene Ontology annotation, biological process: regulation of gene expression. The transcript has 15 exons. Lineage: Eukaryota; Metazoa; Arthropoda; Insecta; Hymenoptera; Megachilidae.